AUGGGUGACCCUCUAGGAAGUGAGGCGUCGCAGUUGGUAUUAGAGCUAAUUAUCAGCCGGAAGUGUGGGAUAAGUUUCGGCCUCCUCCUCAAACCCUCCUCCUCCUCCGAACGCUCCCUCCUCUCCCCGCUCGACCGCGCCGCCAUCGGCGCCCUCGCCGGCGCCUUCGCCGGUGGCCUCACCUACGUCGCCCUCCUCCCGCUGGACGCCGUCAAGACCCGCCUCCAAACCCUGCCCUCGUCCUCCGCCUCCGCCUCCUCCGCUGUCGCCGCCGCCUCCUCCAUCCUCCGCUCCCACGGCCCCCUCGGCUUCUACCGCGGCCUCUCCGCCGUCCUCCUCGGCUCCGCCGCCUCCUCCGCCCUCUACUUCGCCACCUGCGAGCUCGCCAAAUCCCUCCUCCAUACCCUAACCCUAACCCUCAACCCCUUCUUCGUCCCGCCCCUCGCCGGCGCCCUCGGCAACGUCGUCUCCUCCGCCGUCAUGGUCCCCAAGGAGCUCCUCACCCAGCGCAUGCAGGCCGGCGCCGGCGCCCACCGCCGCACCCUCGACCUCGCCCUCCACAUCCUCCGCGAGGACGGCGUCUUCGGCCUCUACGCCGGGUACGCCGCCACCCUCCUCCGCAACCUCCCCGCCGGGAUCCUCAGCUACUCCUCCUUCGAGUACCUCAAGGCCUUCGCGCUGCGCCUCACCAAGAAGCCCCACCUCGAGCCCGCGCACAGCGUCGCCUGCGGCGCCCUCGCCGGCGCCAUCUCCGCCUCGCUCACCACCCCGCUCGACGUCGUCAAGACCCGCCUCAUGACCCAGCCUCAGGGUGAGGGCAGCAGGAAGGUGUUUGAGACUAUGAGGCAGAUUGUUCUGGAAGAAGGGUGGGCUGGGCUGGGCCGAGGGAUUGGCCCGAGGGUUUUACAUAGUGCAUGCUUUGCGGCUAUUGGUUACUGUGCAUUUGAGACAGCCAGGCUGGCAAUAUUGCAGUGGUAUAUACAGCAGAGGGAGAAGGCCAUGGUUAAAAGUGCAGCUUAAGGGGAAGUCCCAAAGGAGACUGUCGAUCAGGUGUAGUGGGAAGAGAUUGAUGAUUUGCAAUACAAAACCAAAGAGGCUGUGGAUUUAGCCCAUCAAACUGACUUGAUAAUCCUUAGGCUAGAUUAAAAUCAUUAGCUAGUGCUGAAUAGGGAAUUCAUUUUUAUAUAUACUGACUGGAAUAUCAUUUGGUUUAGACAACAAUAUUUGGAUUGGUUUUGUCUCACUUGUAAUAAUAAACUUCAAUUUCUGUCUUUGUAAUUGUCUUCCGGAAAUGUUCAUUUUGGAACA
Molecule: messenger RNA, 1308 nt
Organism: Ananas comosus (pineapple)
Lineage: Eukaryota; Viridiplantae; Streptophyta; Magnoliopsida; Poales; Bromeliaceae
Product: protein MITOFERRINLIKE 1, chloroplastic
Exons: 4
Coding region: 1-1020 (339 amino acids)
Cellular component (GO): mitochondrial inner membrane
Molecular function (GO): S-adenosyl-L-methionine transmembrane transporter activity
Source: RefSeq, a predicted model, not a curated record